Molecule: messenger RNA, 2964 nt
Organism: [Torrubiella] hemipterigena
Lineage: Eukaryota; Fungi; Ascomycota; Sordariomycetes; Hypocreales; Clavicipitaceae
Source: the annotation of a GenBank genome assembly
AUGUAUGUGCGGCUUCUGAUAUUUGAAAGGCAAUACUUCAAACAAGAAUUCGAUUCCAAUAAUCGCAUCACAACCAGAGACGACGCACAGACUUCCAGCAUGUCAGCAUUAACAGACGCAUCUGAGCUUUCAUCACUGUCUUCGAUAAAUUCUAGCAAAGCAACCACACCCAUCGAUUCAAUUGUGUUCAGACGGAAAUCUGGUCCGGAUAACAGCCCCAUCAGGAACCAUGCUAAAAGCAAUGGCCUGGACCGAAUCGAGGCCAUUGUAGAGCCCAAGUCCUCAAUUCCCUCACAUCUUAGCGCCGCCGACUACGCCGCCGAGUGCAUACGGGCAGCAGAGGCAUCACGUUUAAAUCCAUACGCAUUGCAUCUAGAAGAAUAUUUGCUUCUACGUCAUCACAUUUCACAUACACAAGUCACAACUUAUCUCAACAUACGCAAUGGCAUCCUCAGACUGUGGAUGGAACACCCCUGGAAAGCUGUGUCACGCCAAGAAGCGAUAGGGUGCGCGAAUGCUCGUUGGUUUGAUGCUGCGAGUGUCUGCUACGACUGGCUUAUACGACAAGGUUAUCUCAAUUUCGGUUGCCUGGAUUUGUCUCCAUGCGUACCAGCUUUAAAGCAGUCUCCUCGAAAGCUGCGAGGCAAGACUAUCGCUGUCAUUGGAGCUGGAAUAUCAGGCUUAGCUUGUGCAAGACAACUUGAAAGUCUUUUCAAGCAGUAUUCAGCAUAUUUUCAGGAGGAGGAAGAAGAACCCCCAAAGAUUAUAAUAUUGGAAGGGCGAAGUCGAAUUGGAGGUCGAGUCUACUCUCGAGAAUUCAAAACAAAGGAGCGCAUCCGAUCCCCUACAUUUGCCGGAAAGCGAUAUACUGCCGAAAUGGGUGGUAUGAUCAUCACAGGAUUUGAUCAAGGAAAUCCAAUGAAUGUCUUGGUUAGAGGUCAGCUUGGCCUUCCCUACCAUGGUCUCAGAGCGGAAACAACAAUCUAUGAUACUGAUGGACAGCCUGUUGAUACUUCAAGGGACGAAUUGGUUGAGAAGCUGUACAACGAUUGUUUAGAUCGCGUCAGCGAGUUUAAAUUCAAACCCCCGUCAUUAUCAAUUGUGGAAGGCAACCAGGAUCUUAUUGACGAAGGCCGCGACAGUCCAGGUGAUGGUAGUCGGACAAUUAUGCAGGCUGAGGAAGCCGAAGCGGCGCUGUCGGAUACAACAGUACCAUCCCAACAAAACGGUCCGAAUGUCAAAACCAGGCGAGUUGCCUCAGACAGUGCGACUCUCAACGGCCCUCGCACCGAGCCUGGCACUGCUGGUAGCAUGGAUGCAGUACAGAAAGUAAAGGAAAUGGGCUGGGCACUCCGUUCUGAUGCGCCUCAGACUAGCCAAUUCAAUUUGGAUGGCGCAGUGAAGAAACAGAGCGCCACGCUGGGAUCUGUUCUAGACCACGCCAUUACACAGUAUGGAGAUUUGGUGGACUUGACCGCACAAGAUUACAGACUCAUCAAUUGGCAUAUCGCCAACCUUGAAUACAGCAACGCUACAAACCUUCAUAACUUGAGUCUUCCCCUGUGGGACAUUGACGCAGGUAAUGAGUGGGAUGGGCAACACUCAAUGGUUGUCGGUGGUUACCAAAGCGUUGCUCGAGGCUUAUUACAUUCUCCCUCACCACUGAAUCUUACCACCAAAUUUCCGGUGAAAACGAUUAGAUACCAUAGCGAAGGGUUUGGCGGUGCCGCCUCAAUUGAAUGUGAAGAUGGUACUGUGGUAGAAGCCGAUGCUGUGGUAUGUUCUAUUCCACUAGGUGUGCUGAAGCAUGGCAAUGUCGAAUUUGACCCUCCUCUUCCAAGCUGGAAGACCGGGGCUGUUGAGCGGCUUGGCUUUGGUAUUUUGAACAAGGUCAUUCUGGUCUAUGAAUCCAUCUUCUGGGAGUCUGACAGGCAUAUUUUUGGCGUCCUUCGAGAUGCUGAAAAGCAAGGCAGUCUACGUCAAAACGAAUAUGGCCGCAACCGUGGACGAUUCUUCCAGUGGUUCAACGUCACAAAUACCACUGGUCUGCCCUGCCUGAUUGCUCUAAUGGCAGGCGAUGCCGGCUUUGAAACAGAAACCUCGUCCAAUGAUGAAUUGGUGGCUGAGGCCACAUCCAUUUUGCGAACUGUAUUUGGUAAAGAAGUUCCACACCCAGUGGAAGCCGUUGUAACUCACUGGGGUUCGGAUCGCUUUGCGCGUGGCAGCUACUCUUCUGCAGCGCCAAACAUGCAGACAGACGACUAUGACAUUAUGGCUCGUCCUAUUGGAAAUCUCUUCUUUGCUGGAGAACACACCAUUGGCACUCAUCCUGCAACCGUACAUGGUGCCUAUCUUUCUGGUUUGCGGGCUGCUUCUGAAGUCCUGGACGAGGUGAUUGGCCCGAUUGAGAUCCCAACGCCUCUAAUCCUUCCCAAAGACUCUGUCCUUCUGCACAAACGCAAGGAGUCUGCAAAGGACCCUAUCCAGGCACGCAUAGAUGCCUAUGAAGCAGAGCUUUGGGAAUAUGUGCGGACCAGACUAGGUGAGCGACCAGUUCGCCCUAGCAAGGUGUCGGGCAAUGCGUUCCUCUUGUUCAGUAAAGCAAAGUUUGACGUUGCUAAAAGACUCUGUGAUGAAAAUCGACAGGCUGGUGCUAAACCGAUGCAUAAUGAAGUGCGAGCCAUGACGUCAAGAAUGUGGAAAGACAUAUCUCCAGAAGAGCGGAAGCCAUUUGAGGACCAAGCGGCUGAACAAAAGCAGGCGUAUACUACUGCAAUAAAGAAAUACGUGGAGUUAUCUGAGAAAUGGGAUUUAGAUGCCAUCUCCUUGAGGGCUUCGUACGAGAACGAGCAUCCUUUUGGAAUUGGCCAGGUGAACGGGCGCAGCAGCAGGGCAGCACCAAAGCAUAGAAGGGGCAGGACAAUAAGCUAUGCGGAAGACCAUAGUAGCGACCUGGAGUUCUAG